Dinoponera quadriceps is the source of this 574-nucleotide messenger RNA. Its product is annotated as lipase 3-like. The coding region runs from base 119 to 430 and encodes 103 amino acids. The record is from RefSeq and is a predicted model, not a curated record. Gene Ontology annotation, biological process: lipid metabolic process. The transcript is spliced from 2 exons. NCBI's taxonomy places the organism in Eukaryota, Metazoa, Arthropoda, Insecta, Hymenoptera, Formicidae.
AUGCAGCAACAAUGACAGCUACAAAAGCGAAAUUCUUUUUUUUCGUACAAAUUUAAAAUUGCAAUAUCAUAUCAUACGUAUAUCGCAUGCUUACGUAGAUUCUUUUUUCCAGAUCGGCAUGGUGGAACAAUAUGGAUAUCCCGCUGAGGAGCACAGCGUUAUUACGGAAGAUGGUUACCAUUUGCAAAUACACAGGAUACCUGGGAGUCCAUUGUGGAAAGAUAAAAAGAAGAAGAACGUUGUGUUUAUACAACAUGGUAUCUUAGCUUCGUCCGAGAGCUGGGUGAUGUUCGGUCCCGGCAAAGACUUACCAUUCUUAUUGGCUGAUCAAGGAUACGAUGUGUGGCUGGGGAAUAUUAGAGGAAACAGCUAUUGCAGGUCGCACGUAAACAUGACGAUUAAUGACCGCAAAUUUUGGCAAUUUAGGUGAAAUGUCACGUUCAAGAUCAUUUAGAAAAGAAAUAUUCUAACUAAAUAAUUUUAUUAAAUAAUAUGACAUGGUAUUUCAUUUAUCCAUAUUUCUGUAUUUUACUCAGCAAAAAACGAUAGAUUUAAAUAAAUGAUUAUUCUAAUA